This is a messenger RNA of Poecilia latipinna (sailfin molly), 9765 nucleotides long. RefSeq names its product family with sequence similarity 222 member Aa (gene fam222aa). Bases 996 to 2555 code for a protein of 519 amino acids. The transcript has 3 exons. Lineage: Eukaryota; Metazoa; Chordata; Actinopteri; Cyprinodontiformes; Poeciliidae. The record is from RefSeq and is a predicted model, not a curated record.
GGUUCGGCAGAAGGGCAGGACCGCGUCCCCGGAGCUGCCUCAAGCAGCUAGCUCUUUAUUCAGACGGAGCAGUUUCUAUAUUUGGUUUAAACGCCAAAGAGAGGCUGGUUGAGUUUCGCCACUGAGGUUGUUCCAAGACCGCAUGUGGAAAUCUGCGUCUGAAUCCGGAGGAAACGCAUCCAAGAGAGAGAAACCUGCCGACCCCCUCAGAGAAAGUGACGGACGGAGCAGAGCCUGAUCGCCGGGAUUUUUUUUUUCUUUUUUGCAUCAGUUUAGGAUAUUCCAGGCUGCUGCUUUUGGCCCUGCCUGGAUUUCGUUCAGGGUAUAUCAACACAAUAAUUGCCUGAAUCAUAUUCCUAAACAUUUACUUUUGCAAUCUAUAUUUUUUUUUUUAAAAAUUGCUCAUAAGAAGGAGACGGACCCAUGCGUAAUAACAACGCUGGAUUUUUAUUAUUUUUUAUUUUUUUUGGAAUACUGCGUAAAACAGUCCAGUUUUUCAUUGUUUGGAAGUAUUCUCAAGCGACAGAAAAGAGCGAGUGUUUCUUUUCACUUUGCUUUCAGAGGUUAAGCGCUGAAAAACGAGAAGCGCUUCUCGGUGCGCAAUCCUUCCGAGGACGCUUCUGAGAGACUCCGCCGACCUGCGCUCUUAACCUCCACAUUCUAUCGGCAGCCGAGUCGAGCUAAUAAAAGGGAGGAGGAAAAAAAAAAAAGGGGGGCGAAGCUUAUUAACUUUGCAUGCUCAAGGCGAGAUUGUGGAAUCUUUAAUUUUUGCAUACCACUGGAAGACGAGGAUAAACUUAAUCAGCAUUGAAUCUUUGCAGAGGAGCAGCAGCAGCUGGAUUUCUGGGGGGAAGCGGAAUGAAUCCUUUUUAAUUUGGCCCAAAGAAGAAUGAGGCAGAUUGCUUAACGAUUGCAUGGAGUUCUAGUCUGCGAUAAGGAACAAUUUAUGGUUGUCCGCAGAACUCCCCCGGCUGUAAUACUGUGCCCACCUCGCCAUGCUGGCCUGUCUGCAGAGGAGGCAGAACCCCCCGCCCCAGCACCCGGUGUGUGUCAGCAAGACCUUGGAGCCGCCGCAAGUCCUCGGACGGAAAUGUGACCUGGUGGUACCUUCACUUUCCUCACGGUACCCUACAGCAGCAGAACUCGAUGCUUAUGCUCAGAAGACGGCAAACAGCCCACUGUCCAUCAAGAUUUUCCCCACCAACAUCAGGGUUCCCCAGCACAAGCACCUUAACCGGACUGUAAACGGAUAUGAUACCACGGGGCAGCGCUACAGCCCUUACCCCCAUCUCCACACAGGAGGGUACCAGGGUCUCCUUGCCAUCGUCAAGUCCUCAUCGUCGUCAUCAUCCACCUUUGGUCACUCCAAAGGCGUUCUCAAGAACUCAGAAGGCAGACGGACUAAGCUCUCUCCAGCUCACAUAGCUGUGGCGCCGUAUCCACCCCCUAAUAGUAGCACUUUAGCCAGCAGUCAUGGCCAAAUGGUAUACCACUCUGGGCCCUCAAAGCCUCCAGAAGGCUCUGGACAUUCAGUACCCCCAAAUGUCACUGUGGCUGGCUCUGUGAUUCCUGUAACCGGGGGCCGAGGCCUGUCCCUGCCUGCACAGUCUAAUCUCCCCUCCAUUCAGAGUAUCAUCUAUCAGAUCAACCAACAUUGCCAGGCUCAGGCCCUGCAGCAGGUGUGUCAGGGGGCUUCCACUGCACCAACAAAUUCCAGCCCCUCCAAGCAGGUCACAGCAGUCAUGGGGGUCGGUUCGAGCUCCUCGGGGGGAGGCUAUGUCGUCGGGAUGGGUCCCCAGGCUAACAUGGUGUACACGGGAUCAGGGCUGCCAGCGCAAAGUGCAGAAGUAAUGAAGAGCGGCGUAUACGCGGAGGGUAUGGACUACAUCCUGUGGCAGAAACAACAGCAGCAACAACACCAACAGCAGCAACAACAACAGCAGGCCGUCCUCCGCAUGUACAGCGGAGGCAGCGGAGGAGGGGGCGCCAUCAGCAAGUCCCCCGAAACCUGCAUUCCAGGUGGGGGAAUCAUGGCAGCCCAGGUGUCCUCCUCCUCCUCCUCCAGGCCUUACCACCUGACGGCGAGUGCCAGCGGCGGGGGCGGGCUUGACAAAGUCAGCUCUUCCCCUUUGAACUGUGUGGGCAUGCACGGGAAUUUCUCAGUGGGUCAGUACUUUGCACCGCCGUGGAACAGCGUGCUGGUGACGCCCGACAGUGACUGCUACAACCCCCAGGAGCUGCUGGGCACCUCCACGGGAGGCCCGGCGACGGGCCACAGAGAAAUGGGCUAUCCUCACCACCAUCACCACUACCACCAUCACCACCACCACCCCGCCGUUGACAGCGGCGGGGGUCUGUGCUGCAGCCUGCCCAGCAAGAGCCUGUGCAACACUUCAGUGCUGAGCAGCAGCCUGCAGUCUCUGGAGUAUCUGAUCAACGACAUCCACCCGCCCUGCAUCAAGGAGCAGAUGCUCGGCAAAGGCUACGAGACUGUGUCGGUGCCGCGGCUGUUGGACCACCAGCAUGCACACAUCCGCCUUCCUGUUUACAGAUAGAACGGACGGGUGGGAGAGAGAAGAGGAAGAAAUUAAUCAAGAGUUGUGAAUUUAUGAAGAAAAAUCAAGACAGAGAUGUUACGGGACUGUUGCGAGUGCCACUGCUUUAACGACCGCGACGUCUUAGAGAAGAGCAGUGGCUGCGCUGUGUGACCGUAGAUUUUCUGGUUUCAAAGCAGGCUGUGGGGGAUCCCUAACACAAAAGGUAGUAGUUACUGCCAGCGGGAUGGAAAAGGGAUUCCAAGAUUCUCCUGAUGUUCCAUUGUGUGGUUUGCCAAUAGGAUUUUUGGAUUAAUAAUUUUUUUUUUUUUUUUUGCUUUGUUGUUUUAUCUUCUUAAACUGUUUUUUUGAUGAGAAUCAUAGCUUGACAUGAAGUGCAUACGCCACUUGUAUCUCCUCUCCAAAUACUAAGGAUGAAGCUACUGUGUAGGUUGUCACUGAAAUGGUCUUAAAGGGCCAGCGCUUAGGGCUGCUUUUAAAACCCAAAAGUCAGUAACAGUACAUGCGUAUAGAAAUGUGCUGGAAAAAAAAAACAGAGGAUUACUAGCAGUUCUAGGGUGUUCUUAUAAAAAGGAUCACAAGGUUGAAUCUAAAAGGGUAGUACAAUAUUAGUUAUUGUUGCUGUUAUAAUUGAUAAAUUAAUUGCACUGCUUGAAUUUUGUUAACUUUGAAGUUUGGAAUUGGGUAGUUUGGAUAUGAUAUAUUUAAGAAACUUGAAAAACUUGAACCUAUUUUUUGUUGUUUGAUAUAUUUGUAGGUAUAUUAUAUGUAUUGGCUGCUACAAGGAAAAGUGUCUCAACUGUUUUUUUUUAUCUUAUUCUAUUGUUUUCCUUUUUUCGUCACUAUGAUUUAAAAUUUCCUCGUUAAGCUGACGUGCAGUCUCUUAUGUUCUCUUAUGUUCUCUUAUGUGAGGCAGAGUUGCUGCUUUCGGUUCUGUAAGAACCUGAACGGAGAGCUUUUUUUUUUUUUUUUUUUUUUUUUCCUAACCAACACUGGAACCGACAGUAAAUUUCAAAAAUACUUAUUUAAAAGAAAAAAAAUGUUGCAAAAAAUACGAAAAACAAAAAGAAAUGUUACAGUAAAGAAUGUGACUGGGAGGGAACAGAGAUAACCUUAUGUGUACGGCAGCUUGUAAAGGUGACGUUUGACAUUUUCGCUUUUUCUUUUUUCACCGUUCGACCCCAAAUCUCAGAGGUUUUUAUUUUGAUUCAUGUGUCAGAUCAACACAGAGUUGUGCCUAAUUGGGAACUGGUUUUACUUUUUUUUAUUACAAAAAAACACACUUAUCCUGUCCAGGUAGGAGAAAAACAUACCCAUAUGAUGAAGCUGCCACCACAGGAGCAUGUUUACUGUGUCCCGUACGCAGCUUCUGGCAAACUGCACAUGAGAUUUAUUUUGACUUUGGAAUAUUGUUUUAUAAUCUAAAUUUCCCAUCACUCAUUCUUUGACCUAUCUGCUAUAUUCUUGGUCUUCAUGUUUGUGUUCAAAUGUUCCCAAAAAAAAAACAAAAACUUAUUUAUCAGAUCUUGAGCAGAUGGCAUACAAUGAAAUGGAAUUAAACACAAGAGGCUAAAAAAAAAUUUCAUCUUUUUCUUUCCACGUCACAAUCAUGCACUACUUUGUGUUGGUCUAUCACACAAAAUCUCAAUAAAACGCUCUGAAAUUUCUGUUUGCAACAUGAAAAACGGCUUUAAUGUCAAAGGGGAUACCUUUCCAAGGCGCUGUAUGUUGAAGCGUGUGUGCGUCGGAGUGCAUGUGUGUUUGUUUGUACCUUCUUAGUUUGUGUUCUUCAAAAUCCUCAGACUUUUUUUUUUAUUUUAUCGUGUGAUCCACCAGACUUUUCCGGCGAGACUGACCGACUGAUUCAGCAGUCCCAUAAACAUUAUGACGAACAUUAUGACUGAGUUAUGUACAGGGGAUAACUUGCUCCUUUUCAUUGGAGGCUUUAGAUUUUCUGUGCAGGUGGAGUCAUUUGACUCCUUUAUUGCUGCACUUACAGCAGCUGUGAAAACAAAUUAGAUCGUGCUUUUGGGGUACUUUACUGUUGCAAACGAGUACAAAAUGAAAACAAUCAUGCCCUGUCUCUUUUCUUUGUUACCCAUUUCAGCUGCGGGUGAGGCGGGCGGUGGGGGGUGCAGUUGGCCCAGGCCAGUCUUAACUUUGAUGAUUCAGAGCAGUGAAAUAUUCAUUGUGACUGUGAGAUUUCCUCGAAUGUACUGCACUUAAAUUUACCACAAUAUUUUGUUGCCUUGUGGGACCCCGAGCGGGUGAGAAAAAUUGUAUCAGCGCAGCGGCUCUCUGGUCUUAAAUUAGCAUUUCUUUUGUCAGUCAAAUUUCAGCGGCAAAUUGAAUUUAUUAACUGGACAGAACGAGAGAACGGGGAGCUUUUGUUGUGGAGAAAUACUGGCAUCGGUCUAGAUUUAUGAAGUGCAAUUAUAAUGACUGUAUUAACAUUUUUUUUUUCUCUGAGCUUACACCAAAAGAAAAAUGUAAACUACAGUUUUCAAUACAUUCCCAAUGUACCACAUCCCUAAUCUUUAUCUCUGGUUUCUUUGUUUUGAUUUGUUCUAAGGUGUAAAAUAAAUUCCUUUAAGAAUAUAUUCAGAAGCCAUACCUUGGCUAUGAAGUCUGUGAUUAUUUUUCUUCACAUUUGCUCUCUGGAGGCCAGUGGGAUCCUGGGCCUUUGUUUUAAUAGAUCUACCAGAGCCGUAAUGUAAUCUGACGUGCGAUUCCUUAUUGAUUAGAACCUUGUACUUUUGAUUGAUUUUCUAAAUGUUUGAACUUUGGCCAUCCCGAGAGAAAAGGAGAAACAAUGCUGCCAGAUAAAGUUUUUUUUUCCUUAAAUAAAAGCUGUUGUAUGGAUUAUGGAAGAAAACAGGGGAGACUAAAAAGUGUAAUCGGAACUUAAUUUCCUUUCAUUGUUACUUUAUGCAAAAAAAAAAAAAAAAAGAAAACUAUCCAAACUCUCAUCCGUACAUGUCGAACUAGGGCUGAUUUAGUUUUUUGAUGGCUGACAGAUAUUUCAGACUUGAAGAAUAAAAGCCUCUUGGCUUAAAUUUACAUAGUAAAACCUCAACAUUGCAGAGAUGCAUUAUGUUUCAGCAGCCAAAUUCUUGAGCCACAGUCUGAUUCCAGCAUAUUUUCUGCGUGGUAGAAGUAUUUUGACAGAUUUACACAUACGUCCCAUCCCCAAAUCCCUUCCGUUUGACUUCUGCAUCCAAGCAUUAAACCCUGUCACAUGAUGUUGCAGUGGAAAACGGGAGAUGUUUUAAGGCAGUGGAGUUUCUAGCGUCUGCGUCUCUCCCAUCCCCCUCCACCAGUGGAGAUCUGAGGCACCAGGCCUCCUCAGCUAACGGAAACAUUAGGUGACAUCUUGGCUACUGGACAUUGCCGUUCGAGAUUGUUAAUCCAAAAAAGUCGACUGAAAUCAAACCCGUCGCAAGGGAUUUCAGAAGAGAGACAUGGAUCGAAUCAUUGACUCAGAUCUUUCCACAUUACAACCACAAGCAUUUGGGAGUUUUGCGCGAUAGACACGAAUUAGUGCGCAGUUGUGAAGAGAAAAGAAGAGGUUUGAUUUCAACGUUUGUGAAAUGUUGUGUAUUCUUAUUCAUACCACCCGAGUCAACGCCGUGUGGAGACUGAGACUGUCCAUGCUUUGCACGGGGCCUCUGUGAAUUCAAAUCUUGCUGCAUAUUCCCAAAUUGACGUUGGUCUGGACUUUGACUGGGCCACUGAAGUCCUUCAAUCAUACCCACUUGCGUUAGCUGUGUGUUUAGGAUUGUUGUCAUGCAGGAAUGUGAACCGCGAUCUCUAAACAUUUGCCGUCUCUAACAGACCUUGUAGUGUCUUUAGCCAUCUCCCCCCCCCCCAACUCUGCAAAGCUUCCCUGAAGAAAUGCAUCCCCACAGCAUGAUGCUGCUGCCACCAUGUUUCACCCUGGGAAUGGUGUGUCCAGGGUGAUGUGCGGUGUUGGUAUUUAGCAACCAUGUGUGCAUGAGGACAAACAGCUGAAAUCCUCCCACAUAUCUGUAGUAAGCAUUGGAUUUUACUUAGAGGUGUCAAAGUAAAAGGAACUAAAUACAAAAUACACACCACACUUUUGAGAAUUGUAUUUAAAAGAUAAACAUGCAGCACUUUUCUUCCACUUAUCCACUGCUUUGUGCUUCUUUAUCAUCUAAAAGACGUUGGGGUUUGUGUUGUAGCGGGACUAAAAGGUGAAAAGUUCAAAGGCUCUGGCAAAACAUAACAAAAAUGGCUGCACAAAUGAGAGUUUUAAAUCAUUUUUAUGCAGCCCAGGCUGGUCCAGCAUCCCACCCCCCUCAAUCACCUCUUCUUGAAGCACAGGCUCCCAACUGUCUGUCCCUCUGCUCCUUCACACACAUUAAUGAGCCCCUGUUGAAGGCACGCAUCUUGGCCCUGCAACUCUGCUCCACUCCUCUGUUCCUCAUUCGGACAAUGGACGCUCAGCUCAUAUUAGGAUAAUAGAAUUAAAUUUCAAAUAGAUUUGUGCCUGGGCUGAUCCAGCCACGGCUCACUCAGCUGCAGAGGCAGAGUGGCAUAUGGCAGGUCAUUAUCUAAAGCCCACCCUUCCUCCACCUCCCCCCCCCACCCAAUCCAGGGCCAACAGGGUUCAGCGGCGCUUAAACAAACCGAAGGUUAGGACUGGCUGUCUGGCUGGCGUCGGAGGGGAGGACAGCAGGGUCUGAGUGGUGGUGGUGGUGGUUGGGAGGGAGGCGGGCGGGUGGUGUUGCUAUAUCACAGACGCCACAGCAUCUCUGAGGGCCUGAGUGCCGCACCAUGGCGCCCAGGCUUGUUUUAAAAGCCGGGCUGCGAUUGAUGGAGGGGGAUUUGUUUUCUGUUGGAUUAUACAUGCUCGCUCCCUGCUUGACUGAGGGGGCCCUGUGCAAUCUGACAGAGAAAAGAAGGAAUGGAUAAAAGGAAAAAAGGAAGGAUGCGGGUAAUUUUUGACUCAGAAAAGCCUCAAAGCGUUUGGUAAUCAGGAUAAUUGACAUGUCCCUUCAAAUCUUUGACUGGAGACUUAAUGUGUCUCGGUUCUCUGCAGAGAAAUCCUCUAUUUUCACUAACCAGAGAAACAUUUCAACUCAUCUUGUUCCGCGAGUGAUUAAUCACAGCAACGCCGCCUUCUGAUCGAGGACAUUUAAAUCUAUAACUUAUCUCUGAGGCUACAGCCCGCUAUUGACUGCUAACACGUUUUCAAGGGCAAUGAGAGGCUCAUGGAGGAUGGUUGGAGGGCAAAGUGUAGGAAAAGUGACUUAUGCUGGCUGUAAAAAUCCCUUAGUAAAUCCCAAUAAGUCCAUUAAGACCUUUGCCCUGUGUAAAGGUUUAUAGUCGCAUAUUAUGCACCUUAAAUACUGCUGAGAAGCAAAGGGGGAAGCAGGCUCAGCUCUUUUGCUCUCAGAGCGAGGGCGGGGAGGCGGUGGAGGAGGGGGGAAAAAAAGGCAGCCGCUUGCCCUGUGGAGUCCUGGCGACGCUUCUCUACCCUCCACACGGCGGGUGUGGUGAGGGUCCACUCCAGUCAUGUCCCUCCUCUUGUCUUCGAUCCUCCUUCGGAUCUGAGAUUGGACGAAUUUAUGACACCAGUCCUCUCCGAUUCCCUCACACCUGGCAGGAAAACACUUCCAUCAAUAAUUCACACGGUCCUAGAGAGAAUUGCAUCUCUAAACCACCAGCCACAGCUGUGUUGCACUAUGUGUCUUUGAAGAUGUGUUGUUUUAUCCUCACAGAUCUCUAAGGUUAAAAAUGUGAAGGCAUGGGCUUGUUAGUGGCACCAAGGUUUGCAGAAGCUGCAGUGAUGUUCCUAUAGUUUUGCUUUGCUGACAGCAGAGAAAGUGACAUUUUUUUUUCAUGCUCAAUGGAGAAAACCCUGCCCCUCCCACACGUGUUGCUGCGCAUUGUCUGUCAUCUGGCUGAAGGAGGGUUUUACACUUUUCCUUGCUUAAGAAAAAAAAAUAGGCUCUUAGGAAAUUUUUCUUUCAAAAAACGAAAUGAAACACGCUCUACCCAUCACUCUUUGUAAUUUGGCGCUGACUGUAAACUACAAAUGCUAAGAUCCGCUUGUAAACUACAGACUCGCUACACAAGCAGCUGAGUAUCGACGUGUCAGGCGUGAGCCAAUCGCCUCCAAGAGACGAAUCUUCAGCUGCUUCUUCUCAGCUCUCCUGAGAGUCCAUGCAGGCAGGACUUUACUUUGAUCAGUGCAAGCGGCAUCUUUCUGUCUGACGAUGAAGACAGCAAAUCUAAAUUCCUAAAUUUAAAAAUCAGGUAACGAGUAAAACUGCUCAGAUGCCUGUGAAUCUUUGCUCUGUCGUUAAUUUUAAGGUCUCACUAAAUUGUUAAACAAUAGUAAAAACAAAAUAAUGAUAAGAAGAUUUAUAUAAAAGCACUGAUUUAAAAAUGUGUAUCACAAACUAUUUAGAGUUAAAAAAAAAAAACUAGGUCAAAACGGUGAUUUGAUGAUAUUCUGCACGUUAAGCACUUAAAAAAAAAACGCAGAAUUUUUAUUUAUGUUUAGGGAUCUGGAUCAAAGUGCAGUAAUUCAAUGAUAAAAAUAUCAUACCUGUUGUAAUCAACCAGUACUGGAUGACAUAAUGUCAUGCAUUCUUUUUUUUUUGUAAUAUUUGUGUUUUUAUUGUGCACACCAUGGUAAUGUCUCUUAUAAGUUAGAGUCUGCUACGACGAGCCAUUGUUUGGACAGAUGUGAGCACCGCAGAUGUUAAAUAUAAUUUUUAUAAACUGUGCCACGAGGCAAAAAACCCGAAAAAAAAAAAAAAAACUUAACACACAAAGCUGAAUCUUUUCCCCUAAAGCCACCACUUCACAGCAGGGUGUUCCUGGAGCUUACACUGUUUUAUUCCUCUGUAUGUUUAAAUGAAAAAGCUUAUGACCUCCACAUAUUCAUCUGGUCUGCACAGACGGUCUAUUACUGAAUCCAAUCUAAACGCAAAAGUCUGAGGAUUUUGCUUUUUUUUCUCUCUCUCUCUCUCUCUUCUUCUCUCUCUCUUUUUGGAUUCUUUUUGCGGUUUGUGAGGCAGUUUCUGUGUCUUCGUCUUUUUUUCCCCCAGAUGAUCUCAAGUGCACCAACGCUGCCAAAGUACGAGGGUGCCGCAACCUUGAGAAAAUAAUAUAUAUGGAAAUGGGAAAUCUAUAAAGCAUCUCUCUUAUUGUUUUCCCUGCAGUACUGUGUUUUUUU